Molecule: messenger RNA, 837 nt
Organism: Sugiyamaella lignohabitans
Lineage: Eukaryota; Fungi; Ascomycota; Dipodascomycetes; Dipodascales; Trichomonascaceae
Gene: MUM2
Product: Mum2p
Exons: 1
Coding region: 1-837 (278 amino acids)
Source: RefSeq, a predicted model, not a curated record
AUGAACGCACAGCUUAGCAGGUACACAGCAGGAAACCAAGCUGGCCAGGGUACGAAUUCUCAGACUGGUCAGACCGGUCAGGGCCAAAAUAACGGCCAUCAAGGCAAGAUGAUAUCUACCGGGGGUAAUGUCAACACAUCCAAUCAAUACUCGAGCACCAACUUCUAUAAUUCUCUUACCCCAAAAAGUUCCUUUGACUCAAUUGGCUCUCUGCAUUCACUGGGGUCUAAUGUGAGCUCAGUUCCUGUGGGGCUUGCUAGCAACCCCUGGGUUUCGGGGUCCUUUGGUAGUUUCAGUAUUCCUCCUCCUCUUCCUCCAUCUUCGGGUCGUUCAGAAAAUUCAAACUCCUAUCAUGACUCCUUCAACUUCGCUCCUGCCGACUUGAGUUUUGUAAAUGAUAUCGACCCUCCUAAUGAGUACUCAUCUUCACCUUCACUAAACCUUAGCAACGCUCAAAAGCAACCAUUUAAAACUUUGAACAACAAACCUCGUGGUAAUCAUAACAACAAUUCUCUUGGCAAUAGUCAAUUCAGUAACGCCAGUACGCAUCAGCUACACCUUGAUCCUGUCAUAGAGAACGAGUUCAGAAACAUGGCAAAGUCGCUGGAAGAGAAGGAAGCUCUGAUUUCUGAUUUAAAAUUGCAGUUGGAGUCAUUAGUGACUGCAGUGGCAGUAUGUGGUAGUGUGAAUGAUAAAGCUGUCCAGGAGGUAAUUUCAGAAAUGAAAAUGGAUGCCACUGAAAUUGCACACAGAAUCACUAUUCGCCUUAAAACGUUAAAAAGCGAGAACGAGCAACUUGGGGUAAGCAAUAUUAUCAUACGCUUCACGGUUUGCUAA